AUGGACCGACUCUUCAAGUCAGUUUUGAGCAUCCGCGAGUUGAAAUUCCACGUAGAUGACGACUACAUCGAUCGCUUGAGUCGCCAAUACACCGUCGUCCUCAUGGUCCUCUUCGCAUUUCUGGUCAGUACGAAGCAGUUCGUCGGCACCCCCAUCAACUGCUGGUGUCCAGCCGAGUUCACAUCGAGCCACGUCGACUACACGAAUGCGGUCUGCUGGGUGAGCAACACAUACUACGUCACCAUCGACAGCAUCGUGCCCGCGGAGAGGCUGGACAUGACGACGCGUGACAAUCAGAAGAUCAGCUACUACCAGUGGGUCCCGUUCAUAUUGAUCAUCCAAGGAGUCCUCUCCUUCAUUCCCUGCCAAAUUUGGCGGUUCAUGAACAAGAGGUCCGGAAUCAAUUUGAGCACUGUAAUGGACGCAGCGCAUGUCAGUUCGGAAGCCGCUUACUUGGAGAUUCGUGAGAAAGCAGUGAGGUACGUGGUGAACCAGAUGGAUCGGUACUUGAUGGCUCAGAGAGACCACAGGACUGGUUGUUGCGUCAGGGUGAAACAUUUCGUUGCCAAACUGUGUUGUAUUAUUGGUGGGCGCCUGUAUGGCAACUAUCUCAUAUCUGCCUACUUAUUCAUCAAACUCUUGUACAUAAUCAACGCCAUUGGUCAGCUCUUCUUGUUAGAUGUUCUACUCGUCAGUGACUUCCAUCUCUACGGAGUUUACAUCCUGGAGCGUCUGUUGCGAGGACAGGAUUGGACCUGGUCCAACAACUUUCCACGCGUUACGUUAUGCGAAUUUGAUAUGAGGCUUCAGUCGAGAAUCUUAUCAUACAUCGUCCAGUGUACUCUUACCAUCAACCUCUUCAAUGAAAAAAUUUUUUUCUUCGUCUGGUUCUGGUACGUUUUUGUGGCCGGGGUUACCCUAAUAAACUUCUUUCAAUGGCUCUUCAAGGCGUUGUAUUGGCCGGGACAGAUUCAAUACGUGAGGAAGCACAUCAGGGCAUUCGACACGACACAGCAGAGGGAGCACGGUGUUUUGUCAAAGUUCACCGAGUGCUAUCUCCGCAGGGAUGGUAUGUUUAUCAUCCGAUUGAUCGGAAUUAACAUGGGCGAGGUGGCAGCCGGGGAAGUUUUGUGUGGCCUGUGGAAUAACUACAGCCCUGAACGGAGACUUAUGUCCGAGAAACCUGGUCGCAAGCAGUUCAGCAGUAGUGGCUCACGGCCAACGGGCGGUGUAAGAAGGAUGGAAAUAGUCUAG
Messenger RNA from Helobdella robusta, 1254 nucleotides. RefSeq lists its product as hypothetical. The transcript has 2 exons. Bases 1 to 1254 code for a protein of 417 amino acids. The record is from RefSeq and is a predicted model, not a curated record. Lineage: Eukaryota; Metazoa; Annelida; Clitellata; Rhynchobdellida; Glossiphoniidae.